Aspergillus welwitschiae is the source of this 787-nucleotide messenger RNA. RefSeq lists its product as uncharacterized. Lineage: Eukaryota; Fungi; Ascomycota; Eurotiomycetes; Eurotiales; Aspergillaceae. The record is from RefSeq and is a predicted model, not a curated record. The transcript is spliced from 4 exons. Bases 197 to 598 code for a protein of 133 amino acids.
CUCCUUAAUUCAAUCCAAAGACAUCUGGAUAUCAUACCUUCUAGAUGAAAUGCCUGUGAUGCUCUUCGUACAUACCGUGCACACUCCGCGGUCAGAGCUUCAAUAACCAUAUAUCUACCCUAUAUGAAUUCCAACUUCCUCUAUCCCAGCCCACUCAACUAGUAGCUACCAACUUACCCGUGCCACGACCCGGCCGAUGGCGGACGUCCUGCGACGAAGAGGAAUAUACCACACUCAUUGGAUACAUCCGCUCUCGCAGGCCCUAGGAAUAGCAUACAGACAAACCUCCCUGGAAACCCUAUCUGCAAAGGCGGGAGUAGCGUAUAGUUAUACAGUAGAUUUCGCGGGUACGUCUAUCAAGCGAAGGUAUCCCCGUGUCGUUGAAGGGAGGAUUCAAGGCACAACCCCCCACCUCUCAAGCAAAGACAAGGCCGACGGCAAGAAAGUCGUGACUGUGGGAUUCCAUGCCCCUAAUGGAACGAGAUACUUGUCCAUCCACGCGCAUGGCGACGGCACUUGGAAAGAGUUUCUUUCGAGGGCAGGGAAGGCCGUUUCGCGCAAGGAUAGCUUCCAGCGGAGAUUGAAUAGACCCUGUUAGUUAGAGGGGGGAGGAGUCGAGGUAUUGUGUGGUAGUUACUGUGCUUUCAACAGCUGUUGAUCGAUUUUUAGCGUCAUAGUAUUCAUUGGUGAUAUGGUUUCUUGUUUGCUUUACCCGCACUUGGACCUAUUUUUGUUCAUGCCAUGUGGGAGCUUACAUGUGUCUCUUAGUAUAUGAAGGUAAUCGAUA